Molecule: messenger RNA, 559 nt
Organism: Lagenorhynchus albirostris (white-beaked dolphin)
Lineage: Eukaryota; Metazoa; Chordata; Mammalia; Artiodactyla; Delphinidae
Gene: MSRB1
Product: methionine sulfoxide reductase B1
Exons: 4
Molecular function (GO): peptide-methionine (R)-S-oxide reductase activity
Source: RefSeq, a predicted model, not a curated record
GGUUCUCGGGAGGCGGGGCAGGAGGCGGGCACAAGCACCAGGUCGUAGGUCUGUGGCCUCGGAUCUGUUGGAGGCGGCGAUCGUGCAGCGGUCCCGCCGGCGCCAUGUCUUUCUGCAGCUUCUUCGGGGGCGAGGUUUUCCAGAACCACUUUGAGCCGGGCAUCUACGUGUGUGCCCAAUGUGGCUAUGAGCUGUUUUCCAGCCGCUCAAAGUACGCACACUCAUCCCCAUGGCCGGCCUUCACCGAGACCAUCCAUGCUGACAGUGUGGCCAAGCGUCCAGAGCACAAUCAGCCUGGAGCCUUAAAGGUGUCCUGUGGCAGGUGUGGCAAUGGGCUGGGCCAUGAGUUCCUGAACGAUGGCCCCAAGCGUGGACAGUCCCGCUUCUGAAUAUUCAGCAGCUCACUGAAGUUCAUCCCUAAAGGCAAAGAAACUUCUGCCUCCCAGGGACAGUAGGUGGGCAGCCCACACCCAACCCAGAUGGACACUGCUUUGUGGCCACACUCUGGACAUCCCACCUUAGAAGUGGAACCUCAGACAUUUGGACAGGGGAGCGGAGG